Molecule: messenger RNA, 3465 nt
Organism: Hermetia illucens (black soldier fly)
Lineage: Eukaryota; Metazoa; Arthropoda; Insecta; Diptera; Stratiomyidae
Gene: lds
Product: transcription termination factor 2
Exons: 11
Coding region: 53-3397 (1114 amino acids)
Molecular function (GO): ATP binding; ATP-dependent chromatin remodeler activity
Source: RefSeq, a predicted model, not a curated record
UCAAUGUCAAGUAACGUUCUCGGGAUUUCAACUGAAUUCGUUUGAUUUUAAAAUGUCCAUGUCCAAUUCAUUUACCACUUAUAGAAAACCUUCGGACGAGGUUAUAACAUCAGAUGAAGAUGAAGUCAUCGAGGAUUCUUUCUCAGCAAACAGUGUUCGGAACAGCCGCUCCCGGUACAAACAAAGAUCCGAGAAUUCAACCAUUUUAAAUAGCUCGACGGAAAUUGUUGAAUCAAGUAAUUGUGAAAGCGAUGAUGAACCCAUUGGCAGAAUUAAAAAUUCCAAUAGAAAAGCUCGUGUGCUCACAGAUUCAGAGAGUAACAUUAGUGAAAAUGACGAGAGCCCAAAGCAAUCAAAACGUAAUUCAAGCAGUAUGUCAAAACUUGCUUUAUCAGAAGAUUCAGAAGGAAAUCUCACUGAGGAAGACGACGAGUUUGAGAGAAGAGCAUUGUCGCCUAGAACCAGAAUGAGCAUUACUGGCUUUCGGCCUCGCGAUAUUUCUGAUGAUGAGAGUGAUUUUAUCGACGAUAGCUCAGAGGAAAAUAGUGUCUUGCAAAACGAGCCCAGUCAACCCCACGAAGAAAAAGUACCAGUCGAACAUUCAAAGGUUGAAAACUCGGAUCCAUUUUCAGAAGAAGAGGAUGAAUUGCAUAGCUUCGAUCCAGAAAAACCGCCUAAGGAGGGUUCUCCAUCGUUACUGUUAUCAAAUUCUCUCAAAGGAGCAAAUGAUUCAACUGAUGGGAAAUUCUAUCGAAAAGGUGUAAAUAGUAGAAGUUCAUUGGACGACAAAAGCGACUUACCCAAUCGAAUGAGCAUGAAUUUCAAUUCAUCUAUCGCUAGUAAAUUAUCAUCAACAGUAAUCAAUCCUCAUAUUGAUAAGAAAGCAAACGAAAGCAGUGGAAUAGUUUGCUUGAACAGUCCAUCUGUUGAGUCGCCAGUUACGCUGCUACCACUCAAAGGGGAAACUAUAGAAAUCAGCAGUUCAUCAGAAACUUCGCUUGGAUCCACUUCAACACCUACCAGAGGAAAUUCCAAGAAUUUAAUUCAGCCAAAAAUCAAAAGUUUGUUGCAAAGAGCAAAUAACUCGGCAGUUGAAGGUGCCGCCCCUAUAAAAUAUGUGUCUCGCGAAUAUUACGAUACCCAACUGAAAAAGUUAAGUGAGUUGAAAACGGAAUGGACAACUUGCGAAAAUCUGAUUAAUACAUUGGGUUCGAAGCUGCCUGAUAAAGGCAAACGAAUGUCAGGAAGGGGUGAACGUCUUAAGGCUGAAAUCGAAAAAUUAGCUUUAUAUAUUAGUACUUUGAAAGUAGACGAUAGUUUUGUGAAAGAAGAAAAGCCUCUUGUUAAGCCAGAAGUACCACCAAUGAAACUCAACGCUCCAUCCUGGGAAGAAUUAACAAAUGCUGCGAACGCGAUACAGCCAACUCACACCGGAAAGGUUGGAAUGGCCAACUUUAUUGCGCAGAAAACAUUAACAAUUGAGAGACUAAAGGAUAUUCAUGGUUCUCUUGAAACUUGCCCAACUGAAAAUAUACUGGCGGACGAUCCAAAAUACUUAAACGUAACCUUAAUGAACCAUCAAAAACAUGCGCUGGCCUGGAUGUAUUGGCGAGAGAAGCAAAAACCGCCAGGAGGUAUACUAGCAGAUGAUAUGGGUCUAGGAAAAACUCUUACAAUGAUUUCCCUUGUCCUCGCAUCCAGUCAACGAGAGGAGGAGGAAUCAGAACAGUCUGAAGAAGAUUCUGAAAUCGAGGACGAAGAUUCUGCCAGCAAUUGGUCCAGGAAAGGAAAACGGGAAUAUUACUACGGUGGAACAUUGGUGGUGUGUCCGGCAAGUCUUAUACGACAGUGGGAAAAUGAAGUUUCCAAUCGAGUUAAAAGGCAUAAAUUAACGGUAUGUGUUUAUCAUGGAAAUAAUCGGGAGGCGAAACCAAGAACGCUAGCCAAGUAUGACAUGGUAGUGACGACAUACAACCUUGUCAGUCGGGAAUAUAAGAACCGAAGUAACCUAUACGCUGUGAAAUGGGAACGGAUAAUACUUGACGAGGCGCAUCUUAUUCGAAAUCACAAAAGUCAAGCUUCGGAAGCAUCAUGCAAGUUGAAGGGGAAGAAGCGUUGGGCACUCACUGGAACGCCUAUUCAAAACAAAGAGAUGGAUCUGUACGCCCUACUAAAGUUUUUAAAAUGUUCACCGUUCGAUGAAUUGGCUCACUGGAAGAGAUGGAUCGAUAACAAAAGUGCAGGCGGUCAACAAAGAUUAAAUACUUUAAUGAAAUCCCUAAUGCUUCGACGUACAAAACAGCAGCUGCAGGAAUAUGGGAAUUUAGCAUUACCAGACAAAAAUAUUGAAUUAGUGGAAGUUGCCCUAGACAAGGAAGAAAUGGCUGUUUAUCAAAAAGUCAUGUUAUACUCUCGAUCACUAUUUGCACAAUUUCUCCAUCAGAGAGCCGAGAAGAAUCACGAUUUAAUACGCGGCGUGGAAGGUGAUAGGCCAACAUUCCUACAAACAAAACAACCAAAUGAAGCCUUUGUGAAAAUGCACCAAAGAUUUGUUCGUCUGGAUCGGAAAACUGAAGUAAAAUCACAUGAAAUCUUAGUGCUGCUUCUACGUCUUAGACAAAUUUGUUGCCAUCCAGGAUUAAUAGAUUCGAUGCUCGAAGAUGAAGAUAAUGUGUCGACACAUGAUGAGAGCAGUUUCGCAUAUCAUCAAGAAAUAGAUUUGUUGGAACAGCUUAACAAUUUGCAAAUUAAUGAUGGAAAUUCGAGUACGGGUCUGUCGGAAUCGUUAAAUGCAUCCAAAGAAAAGGCAAUAUCGAAGGCCUUAUCGAAAGCUCUGUGGAAAUCUAAUCCUGUUUUCAAUUUGACGAGGCUUAGUUCAAAGAUGCAAAAAGUCAUUGAUGUUUUUGAAAAAAAAAUCCUGAAUACUUCAGACAAGGCAUUGAUUGUCUCACAAUGGACAAGUGUAUUGGAGAUUCUAAAAGGUCAUUUAGCGCGUAAAGGUAUUGUAACGGUUUCCCUCAAUGGCUCCGUCCCGGUAAAAUACAGAAACGACAUUGUUAACGAUUUUAAUAAUCCAAAUAAUAACAAGAAGAUUAUGCUGCUUUCAUUAACUGCUGGAGGAGUUGGUUUGAAUUUAGUUGGAGCGAAUCACCUAUUCUUGAUAGACUUGCAUUGGAAUCCUCAACUGGAAGCACAGGCUCAGGAUAGAAUAUAUCGUGUUGGCCAGAAGAAAACAGUGUAUAUAUACAAGUUUAUGUGCAAAGAAACAGUAGAAGAGCGAAUCAAGAUGUUGCAAGACCACAAACUAGCUAUUGCUAGUGGUGUUCUAACAGGUGUGAAGUCAAGUGAAAGCAGCAAACUCAGCAUAGACGAUUUGAAGAGUCUCUUUGGACUUUAACUUUCCGAAUCUCCUUAUCUCCUUUGUAAUACAUAUUUAUAUCAGUCCUAGAUAAAUUUAUUUUCAUU